Molecule: messenger RNA, 4087 nt
Organism: Athene cunicularia (burrowing owl)
Lineage: Eukaryota; Metazoa; Chordata; Aves; Strigiformes; Strigidae
Gene: KDM4C
Product: lysine demethylase 4C
Exons: 20
Coding region: 20-2977 (985 amino acids)
Biological process (GO): chromatin remodeling
Cellular component (GO): nucleus
Molecular function (GO): histone H3K36 demethylase activity; histone H3K9 demethylase activity
Source: RefSeq, a predicted model, not a curated record
GGAUUGAAAGUGAACCACAAUGGCGGCUGUGAUCUCAGAUGGUCCUCCAAACCCAAGAUGCAAAAUCAUGAUUUUUAGACCUUCGAUGGAUGAAUUCAGGGAUUUCAACAAAUAUUUAGUGUACAUGGAAUCACAAGGUGCUCAUAGAGCUGGAGUUGCAAAGGUUAUCCCACCAAAGGAGUGGAAGCCAAGAAAACAUUAUAAUGAUAUUGAAGAUUUGAUAAUUCCUGCUCCAAUACAGCAGAAGGUCACUGGCCAGUCAGGGCUCUUCAUACAGUACAGCAUCAAACAAAAGCCAAUGACAGUGAAGGAGUUCAAGCAGCUGGCCAACAGUGACAAAUACCGCACUCCAAGACACGUAGAUUAUGAAGAUCUAGAGCGUAAAUACUGGAAGAACUUGACUUUUGUGUCACCAAUUUAUGGAGCAGAUAUCAGUGGGAGCAUUUAUGAUGAAGGUGUUGAGGAAUGGAAUAUUGCCCGUCUUAAUACAAUAUUGGACGUUGUAGAAGAAGAGUGUGGAAUUACUAUUGAGGGUGUAAAUACACCAUAUCUAUAUUUUGGCAUGUGGAAAACGACAUUUCCAUGGCACACUGAAGACAUGGAUCUCUACAGUAUUAAUUAUCUCCAUUUUGGAGAGCCAAAGUCAUGGUAUGCUGUUCCUCCAGAGCAUGGGAGACGGCUUGAAAGACUAGCUCAAGGGUUCUUCCCAAGCAGCUGUCAAGAAUGUGAUGCUUUUCUUCGCCACAAAAUGAUUCUGAUUUCUCCAUCAAUAUUGAAAAAGUAUGGAAUUCCUUUUGACAAGGUUACACAAGAGGCAGGAGAAUUUAUGAUCACUUUCCCAUACGGAUACCAUGCAGGAUUUAACCAUGGUUUUAACUGUGCAGAGUCAACAAACUUUGCCACCGUACGAUGGAUUGAUUAUGGAAAAGCAGCAAAAUUGUGCACUUGUAGGGGAGACAUGGUGACACUACCCAUGGACAUCUUUGUGAGGAAGUUUCAACGAGAAAGAUACAAGCUGUGGAAACAGGGAAAGGAUUUCUACACCAUUGAUCAUACAAAACCAAUUCCUGAAUCAACACCUGAAGUAAAGGUCUGGCUACGGAGAAGAAAGAAAAUGAAGAAAAUUCCCAGCUGCUCCCAUUACACCAGAUCUCAAUCAAAAAUGCUUAAAACUCCAGAGGACAAGAGAGUAUCUGCUAUGGUAGCUGGUGCAGAAAUCAUAGCAACUGAAGCAGCGACUGAUGGCUUCAAGGUCAGUGAAGAACCUGGAAAAAAAAUGAGAGUGCUAAACACAGGAGUGCCUUCUGGGGAAGAAGAAAACAGUAGUAGGAUACGGCUGGAUCAACAUUUAUUGGAUAAUGUCAAGGUUGCAGGAAGCAACCAUUCAGGCUCAUUUUUGAGCUGUGUUCCUGUACUAGAAAAAACAAAAAUGGAAGAUGAGGACACGAGAGAUUCCAGUCAUCCUCUCUUUACAUUUGAAGAUUCUGUGGUCCACAUGCCUGCUUCUGAUAGCUGUAGAAAAGCAGAGAGCUUGAAAUCUAAGAAUCGGUUAAUUUCAUCCAUACCAUACUGCAAGUCAGGGGGAAAAACUUCUGAAAGAGAAAACCCAGAUAAAGAGGAAAAUGUCUCAGUAGAGGAUGAUGUCAGCAACCUGGAAAGCUGUGUAAGUAGCAUGGAACAUGGAGAAGUGCAUGUUGCAAAAAAAGAUGAAGAAGAUCGCAUUGAAACAUCCAGUUCAGUGCAAGUUGAAAGAAAGAAAAUAUCUAAGGGUUAUCAUCAUCCACUCAAAAAAUCCCCAGCUAGAUCUCCAAUGACUUUGGUUAAACAGCGAGCAACUAAUAAUGAAGAACUGCCUGAGACUUCCUUAAUUGAAGAGAAAGAGACAGAGAUAUGGGCCAAGCCUCUGGUCCACCUUUGGCAGACAAAAGUACCCAAUUUCGAUGCUGAAAAAAAAUACAAUGCAGCUUGUGCAAAAAAAGAACCGCACUGUGCCAUUUGCACUCUUUUCAUGCCGUACUACAAGCCAGACAAUCAUAAUGAAGGAAGUCCUGCUUUCAGGAAAGCAAACUCAGCAGAAACACUGAUGGCUGAAAAUGAAAAGACUAAACCUCUUAUUCCAGAGAUAUGUUUUAUUUAUGGUGAAGAAAACAUUGAAAACUUUCCAUCAAAUGCCUUAGUUGAAGAAGAUGGAACAAGUCUUCUGAUUUCCUGUGCUAAGUGUUGCAUACGGAUUCAUGCAAGUUGCUAUGGUGUUUUUCCUCAUGAAAUCCAUAAUGGAUGGUUGUGUUCUCGAUGCAGAGAAGAAGCCUGGAGAGCCGAAUGUUGUCUUUGCAAUUUGAGAGGUGGCGCAUUAAAGCAAACUACUGACAAGAAGUGGGCACAUGUAAUAUGUGCAAUUGCCAUCCCAGAAGUCAGAUUUGGUAAUAUCACAGAACGUACACCGAUAGAAACUAGCAGAAUACCUUUGCAAAGAUUAAAAUUGAGCUGUAUCUUCUGCAGACAGAGAAUUAAGAAAAUCUCUGGUGCCUGUGUUCAGUGUUCAUGUGGACGCUGCCUAACCUCCUUCCAUGUUACCUGUGCCCAUGCUGCAGGAGUGCAGAUGGAACCUGUUGACUGGCCACAUGUUCUCUACAUCACGUGUUUCAGGCACAAGAUCAACAAAAAUGCAAGACCUAAUACAUGUGACAAGGCCAUUGCAGUUGGGCAGACGGUCAUCGCAAAACAUAGAAAUACACGGUACUAUCGUUGCAGAGUUGUGGGAGUAACAUCUCAACUUUUCUAUGAAGUCACGUUUGAUGAUGGCUCUUUCAGUAUGGAUACUUUUCCUGAAGACAUUGUAAGCAGAGAUUGCCUAAGACUGGGGCCACCUGAAAAGGGAGAGGUUGUCCGGGUGAAAUGGUCUGAUGGAAAAUUGUAUGGUGCAAAGUAUAUGGGAACAAACACAGUGCACAUGUAUCAGACUUCUUGGACAACAUGAUGAAACCAGUUUAGUUUAAGGGGAAUGGAUUGGCAUGCGGAGGUUCAGUAAGGUUUGGAGUUCCUCAGCACAACAAUCAUGGGAGGUUGUAACAACCCCUCUCAUGGGGGAAAUAACAAAGAUUAAAGAUUAAAGGGAGUCCAGAUUGCACUGCAUAGGAUUUUGGAGACAAACAAGUAUUUCAAUCUGUAGGAUGAGAGAGGAGGCUUCUACAACAUGGGCACAGGUUACAGAAAGUCUGUGACAUAGAGGGUGCAAGGCUAACUUCAAGACACAUUAGUAGUUCUUCCUCUGGUCUUUCUAUGCAGCCUCUCUGAAAGCUCCCAGGACCCGUGCAUGCACAUACUCCAUUCUUCUUCUGAGUUGUGAGAUCUAUGCUGCACCUUUGAGAUUCAAGUCUUCUGUAUGACCUUUUAGAUGGUACAACAAAAGGAGAGACUGAAAAGGACUCUCUGAAAUGAGUAUUAUGAUUUAAUAAGGCAAGUCUCUUCUGCCUGGAUAAAUCUGUGUAUUUCCCUCAUAUUCAUGAGAUAUUUGUACCGAUUGUGACCAUAGUUGUGCAUGCAGGACACAGUGCACCAGAAUUUAUCAUCCAGCUUGACAUUUGCCACCCAGUAUCAUACACAAUCCCUAAACAGGCUUAUACAUGCUACAUGAAGCAGGUGUUCAACUGAAAUUGUUACUGUGAUCCACAUUUCUUGAUAAUUUUUGAUAUUGACAUUCACUAUUUAUUUUUGAGUUGCAUUUGAGAUUAAAUUAUUCAGUCACUCUAUUAAUUGCUUUCUAACAAUUUCAGCUGAGCCUUUAAUUUAUAAUUAAUUUAUUCCUGAUAAAAUCUCAUGGAGAGAAUAACAUAUUACACAGAGAGAGUACGGCAGCAGAAGUCCAAAUAAAAUAACUUCCUGGAUAAAAUUGAUGAUUUGAAAUUGCAGUCUGAAUUAAAUUGGAGCUAUUAGAGAUGGUGGGUUUAUAUUUUGCAUGAAUCAUAAUACUAUUGAAAGUCUUAGAGGAGCUCUUGUGUUUGCCUUUAACGGCAGGCAGAUUUAUUUCCUGUGUGGUAUGCUGAGUUAUAGCUGAAGAACUUCCAGUUACUCUUCACUGUAAAUGUUC